This is a messenger RNA of Dreissena polymorpha, 2020 nucleotides long. RefSeq lists its product as uncharacterized. The transcript is spliced from 16 exons. Bases 78 to 1994 code for a protein of 638 amino acids. The record is from RefSeq and is a predicted model, not a curated record. Gene Ontology annotation, molecular function: protein binding. NCBI's taxonomy places the organism in Eukaryota, Metazoa, Mollusca, Bivalvia, Myida, Dreissenidae.
CCGUACCAUGAUAAAGGAAAUGACGUAAUUUGGCGUCCAUUGUUACGAGACAAGUUAUUUGCCAAACAUCAUCAAACAUGAUUAUUUACGUCGAAAGCAAAGCUUUCCCGUACAAGUCCUUCGUUACUGUGGUACAACCAGGGGACAGGGUUGCUAGAGUGCGAGCCCAGAUGCUGCACAUUCUCUAUGAGAUUGGACGGGAACAGUAUCAAUUUCGUCUCAGAUACAAUGGCCAGUACCUGCGCGAUGCUUUCAGGCUGGAGGAAUACAACAUUGAGGCCAAUGCCGUGAUCAAAAUGGUUCCAUUAUCUGACCAAAAAGAUGAUGCGUCCGACCUCCGGUCCAUGACCAGUGCUCUUACAAUGAACUUUGACCCCGAGACAGAGAAGAUCCCAUCCGUCAAGUCCGCCCUAUACUACGAGGUCAAACACCUGGACAGGAGAGAGAAAAUCGUUAGAGAUCUACAUACACUGAUGUACAUGCACAGCCUGUACCUGUUCCUGUAUGUGCUGUCCAGCUACUGGUACUCGGUGUUUUGGUUGCUAGGUUACCUGCUGCCCAUGUGGUACCUCAUACCUGGAUAUACCAGGAUAGGAGGAUACAUCGGCAACACAUUCCAUAGGCGUCUCUGGUUCUGUGUAAUAGUUGGGGUCUUGGGCCUGACUGUGAUGGCGAUUGCCAUCUUCCUCUCUGUGAGCGCGUGGCAGGAUAUCGUUGCUGAUGGCUGCCCCAGCUGGACAUUUGAGAACGGCUGCUCACGUCAGAACAUCUACACUGGCGUGAUUUUCAGUGUGCACGCACUCCUCCUCCUGGUUACCAGCGUUGUCAUGGCGAUGCUACUCUUCAACCUCCGCAUUGAGAUUGGAGACGUGAUCGAGAAGUACCUCGUGCAAGAACGUGACAUUGAAGAGGUGAUGAAGCUGGCACGUAGCUCCAAGCUGAAGGACCGCAGGACAGCGGCGUAUGAACUCGCUACAAUGGCCGCCUCCGGGGAUGACAAUAAAUUCAGGAUUGUGGCCGAGGCAGGACUGGACGUUCUGAUAGCCAUGUCACUGUGCAAUGAUGAGGCAACGCAGGAGUACGCAGUCGAGGCACUGUCUGAACUCAUCACCAUACAGUCAAUACAGGACAACUAUGUGGAGGUGGGUGGGGUAAGGAACCUUACUGCUUUGCUGCAUUCCCCGAGUGCCAGGGUCAUGCAGGAGGCUACACGGGCGCUGUACACUAUCUGCCAGAGCGACGAGAACAGACACGCCAUGGUGGAGGAUCAUGGACUGUCUGACCUGGCCCAUGCUGCCAGGAAUGGCUCCAUGGAAACCCAGCGACUGGUUGCCAGCAUCUUCCUGGAGCUGGUCUUCAACCCUGAAAUACGUGUCCAACUAACCACGCGCAAUAUUCCUGCCCAAGCCCUGGUGCACCUCUGCAAGAGUAACGACCCUGAGACCCUGCGCUUUGCCCUUCUGACCCUUGAACUGUUGGCAAUCGAGAGCUCCGAUGUUGUCUGUGCACAGGAGGAACUUCUAGAGAUACUUCUCGACAUCCCAGUCCGCAUGAUGGACAAGAAACUCAACCUGCUGGCCGGCAAGAUACUGCUCUAUUUUGCAGAGAACAACCAGUCUCGCGAGGCCAUGCUUGACCUUGUUGACCUCAAGGACUACCUCAUGACCUUUGCCCAGACCCAGGACCCCAUCCUGCAGAAGGUCGUUGUCAAGGUGAUCUUCUGUAUGAUGGACUCCCAGCAACUCAAGGAGCAGGCUCGAGUCCGCAGACUGGACCAGGUUCUCACAUACUGUCUGGACAACAAUGCUGACCGUGACGUAUGGGACAUGGCCGACCAAGGGCUGCAAGUGAUCCACUCAACAGAGGACACGUUCCCCACACUGCCGUCACUGAGCACUAUGGAGAAGCUGAGUAUGGGAGGCAAGGAGGGACUGUUUGGGUCGCGUACCUCCCUAAGAUCCUCCCUUAGCAACGCCAGCAGCCAGAGGGCCUAGGGGGAAGGGAGAGAGAGAGAGAGGGA